AUGGCGGACACGACACGGUGGAACGACCUGACCGUGUGGGAAACCUCAGGCUUUCUACGGUUCUUACACGAGCACCACAUCGAUGUGAACGACCUGUUGGAGUCUUCAAGCUAUGAAGAAGAAGCGCGACGUUUUGUCAGACUUAAACAUACAGGAAUCAACAAUGACGGUAUAAAGGAUUCUGUGGACACUCUACUGCAUUCGAUCGCUGCUUACGUUCUGGCCCGAGAAACAGCAGAAGGUGGUAAUGACUCUAGCCAAGGAGUCAUGCCACAAGCUGUCAAGUGGCUCCCUGGUUUCUAUUCGUUACCACUAUCCGUCCCUAUAUCUCAGGUUGGUCUCUACCAAGACGGACGAAUGUACGGCAUCGACGUCUCUUCGGGAUAUGCAGUGUCGUUGUUGGAUAUCCAGCCAGGAGAGCACGUGCUAGACCUGUGUUGUGCUCCUGGAGCCAAGUUGACCAUGAUCGCCGAUCUCCUGCGGCUUCAAGGCAGUGUCACAGGAGUCGACUACUCUCGCUCAAGAUUGAGUGCUUGUAGACGAUUAGUGCACAAAUACCAGCUCGUUAGAGUCGAGGUGGAGGCUGCAGACGUCGCGUGGAGAUGCAGACUCUUCCAUGCAGAUGGAAGGGUAUUUAACAUUGGACCAAAGACAGAGUGUGGCGGUACGAAUGGUUUGGAGGUGUUGCUGGAUACACACGAGGUUGCGGCGAGGGCGCCGAAAGACCGAAAGCGAAAGCGGAAGAACAAGAGCGCUCGAGCGCGAGACGCCAAGCAACAGCACGUGAUGAAGGUCGACCCGGCUCUUUACGACAAAGUGUUGGUAGAUGCAGAGUGCACGCACGAUGGCUCGAUCCGCCAUCUACAGCGUCUAAAUACUGCGGUCAAGUGGGAAACAUACGUGCACGACCAUUUAAACUCAAGUGAGGUAGAUCGGAUCCUCACACUGCAACAUGACCUCAUCCGGAGUGGCUUCAACUUAUUGCGUCCAGGAGGUACUAUGAUUUAUAGUACCUGCAGUUUAUCCACGAAGCAGAAUGAAGACAUUGUGUCAAGGUUCCUUGCAGACGAAACGCUUGCUAAGCUUGACCCAAUCGCGCGAGGCGAAGAUGUUCCCUGUCAACAAGGCAAACUUCGAGGCACUUUACGAUUCACACCGUCGCACAACACGAGUGGGCUCUUUAUCGCCCGCAUUCGCAAGAUAUCAACUGAGUUACCAGUCAUAACCAAACGAGGGUAA
Molecule: messenger RNA, 1239 nt
Organism: Hyaloperonospora brassicae
Lineage: Eukaryota; Oomycota; Peronosporomycetes; Peronosporales; Peronosporaceae
Source: the annotation of a GenBank genome assembly